Messenger RNA from Physcomitrium patens, 2228 nucleotides. The record is from RefSeq and is a predicted model, not a curated record. NCBI's taxonomy places the organism in Eukaryota, Viridiplantae, Streptophyta, Bryopsida, Funariales, Funariaceae.
UCUGAGGGUACGAUCAAAGCCCAAAUCUGAGCACUUUCCGAAAGUGGUUGUGGUCGACGAAACGGAGAGAGGUCUCUACAAGUGUUGUGUGUGUUACAUCAGUCCAAGUGACUAUUGAGAAGCCAGAUAACACAGAGUUCUAUUUUUUUGUUUAUAUUUGGAUGGCAGUGAAAAAUUUGGCCUAAGGUUGGAGCACUGAUCAACUUGAUCAGCUUUUCUCGGUUUAUUGAAAUGCAACUGACACAAGCAUAGGGCGCAGGCGCAUUCAAGUUUAGAGAGAAAGUAAGAAGGGGUUUUCGACAUAUCCCAUCUCCAGUUAAUGGUGCUGCGUCUGAAAAUGCGAGUUGCAGCUUGCUUUUCUAGCUGCUGGGUUUCUUUACACCGAGGUGCGAUAGGCUUGUGAAUCUUUUAAGCUCUUGGGCACACAUUGGAGUUUGUAAUAUUCCGAUCAGCCUCACCAACACGGUAGCUGUAAGAAUGUUUGCACCGCUGAUGGCGCCAUCCCGUAGCAAAGCUUCAGUGAAUGCUCUUGUCAGUACCUCUCUGUCGUGACCUCUAUGUAGCAUAGUCAGUCAACUGUUUCCUGCCAUUCCUUCUGAAUUUGCAAUACAUUUUUCGCUUGCGGGUGCGAACUUCACGAUAAUUGAAUAGUGCAAUCCUAUCAAGCAUUCCUUCGCGCGCAUCAAAUGAGCUUCCUCUCCAAGGUGUGUGUGCUUAUAGGGAAGUUGUGCUUAAGGCGACUGAAGACGUAAAACGAGAAAAUGAAUGGAGGGGAUUGCGGUGGGAGUUGCGCCUGUGUAGGCACUGCAGCCCCCAGUAUGCAGGUGCCGGACAGUUCCAUGCAGUGCAUGGCCACCCCCAAGCCUGUCCUUCUCACCACAACCAAGCACUUGAAUGACAUCGAAGUGGACUAUGGACAUGAGGUUCUGGAUCACAGCAAAGACGCGAGAGAAAUCGCAAUCAGUUAUGACGCCCGAAACGGAGCACGAUGGCGGACUACACAUCGCUUCGAAUCUGGAAUUUUCAGUGCCAAGAUCAAAGUUCCAGCCGGCAACACGAGCGGCCUAAACUGCAGCUUCUACUUGUCCUCGUUAGAAGGAGACAAGUUCCAAGACGAAAUCGACUUCGAGUUCCUGGGCAAAGACAAGACCAUCAUCCAAACAAACGUGUACACUGAGGGGGUGGGCAAUCGAGAGGAGAUUCACCAGCUUGGCUUCGACUCUUCCGAGACAUUCCACGAAUACGCCAUUCACUGGACCCCUACCGAGAUUCUUUGGUUCAUCGAUCAGGUGCAAGUUCGGAAGCAUGAACGGAAACCAAACGACGCUUACCCGAUGAAGCCCAUGUUUCUGUAUGCGUCAGUGUGGAAUGCAGGCUGGGUGAACAAUGGAGAGUGGGCUGGCUGCUACGUAGGCUGCGAUGAGCCAUAUGUGUGCACAUACAAAGACGUACAAGUUCCUCAUCUCCCUGAUCAGUAACCUGACCUCUCUCUCUCUCUCUCUCUCUCUCUCAUUCCUCACCAAAAUAAUCAACAACACCCGAUUGUGGCUGUCACUUCUCGUGCUCGAAGCUGCAAAGUGACAGAAUCACGAGACAUCCACUUGCAAGCGUCACUACGAAGCUUAUCCCUUCUGCAUGUUUCGACGUCGAAGCAUCGAUACCGACACCACAAAAGAUGUUAGUACCGCUUUGACUAUCCACAAAACAACUAUUGGAAUUGGAAUUACUUUUGACACUGGAGCACAGAUCCACAGUUGGGACUGUGUGUGGAUUUCACCAGGUUGUGGCUCCAGUUUGUAGCAGCCACUUGAAGGCUUGUUGAGUUAUGGAGGUGUGUCGCCAUCCACAUGCAUUCUUCCUCGCCACUCACUCGGGAUUAUUUUGGUGUUGUGUGAAGCAUUGUUUGUGUGUACCUGCACAUGCAGGAAUGCAGUGAAACCAUGUGUUCUUUGUUUGUUACCUUUGUUUGGAUUUGUGGGUUGUGGCUCCUUUGCUGUGCUUAACCCCACUUCCUCCAAAGAUCUUGAUACAGUGGUUCUCUUUUGUCAAGUUCAGGUCUUUAGAACAGAAUCUUGUGGAGGCACCACUAGUUUCUUGUUGCUACUCUAAUUGUUUAUUAAAGAUGUUUUUCUUUUGGAUGGAUAUUGUUCAAUGGAAAAAAAGUAAAAAGAAAAACAUUCUUUUUGUGCAAUCCAAUUUCGAGAUAUAGAAUUUCGAUUUCUAUUAAA